Carassius auratus (goldfish) is the source of this 2427-nucleotide messenger RNA. RefSeq names its product putative SCAN domain-containing protein SCAND2P. NCBI's taxonomy places the organism in Eukaryota, Metazoa, Chordata, Actinopteri, Cypriniformes, Cyprinidae. Gene Ontology annotation, molecular function: zinc ion binding; nucleic acid binding. The transcript is spliced from 5 exons. Bases 1513 to 2289 code for a protein of 258 amino acids. The record is from RefSeq and is a predicted model, not a curated record.
GGUUCUUUUAGCAGAUUUCCCAGCUAAGAUCAGCCUGACCAGCUCAAAAGUUGCCAAAACCAUUUUAAAACUAGCAUGGGAGACCAGCCAAAGCAUCCCUCAGAUGCAACUUAUGCAAACUUAGCAGUUUUUUUUCUGUAAGGAGUUGUUCAGCUUUGCUAUAGCAAUAGACAUCUUAAAUACACCACAAGUCUCAAUGCACAGAAGUUUAAGCACCUUCAGUAAAAGUCUAUGGGAUUUCUGGUGGUUUGGGUAAUCUGGUUUACAAAAAUCAGAAGUCAGAUCAGUAAGAAAAGACAUAGCAACUAAUUUCAGACCAUUCUGAAAGUCUGGGUCGAGUUUGGUGGUUGUAGCUAGGUUUUAGUCUAGGAGGUGCAGUUCAUGAAGUUCAACCCAUCAAGCCAUGCUGCUCUCACACUACACAUAAUUUCUUACAAAGAGCAGAUUACCUAUGGUAUGAAACAAGGUCUCAGCAUUCACAUUAUAUUAAACAUGUAAAUUUUUAAAGAAAUGCAAACAGUAAAUACAGUUAUGUGGCUCUUUAAUGUGUCUGGACAGAUUGUUGUGUUGUUUCAGAUUGCAUAAUGUCUUUACAUAUGUACUUUGUGGCGAGGGGGGCGUGGUUUGGCGUAAUCUGCAACGGGAGAGAGACGAGGGAGCAGAGCGAGGCGUAAGUAGGUCAAGUGCAAAUAACGAACACGUGUGUUUGAUUGCAGUAAUUGGCGUGGAGAGACCGGAUAUAAGCCGAGUCACCGCAGAGAGAGAGAGAGAGAGAGACGCUGGGACCUUGUACUGCACUGGGAAGCCUCAGCAGUGAAAUUGAAGUUAUGGACUGUGAUUGAGCAGUAUUUUGCUGAUUAUGCCAAGAUGGCAUCGUGAUUUGUUUUAUAUGUUAAAUAAAUGAGCGUCCCAGCAACAAGCCGACCCCUGCCUUCUUCCUUCCUAUUAAGACUGUGUUGAACCUUGUUACACUGGUGCCGAAACCCCGGGAAGGAAGAAGAGCAUCGCCACCAUGCAAUCUCCGUCAGGUAUGCCAUUUGCGGACAUCAUCCAGUCGCUCGCCGGUCUUCAUCAGGAACAACACCAACACAUGCUGGCGAUCAAGGUGGAGCAGGACAAACGCUUUGAGGCGCUCCUCCGGGCCCAGCAUGAAGACUGCGAGCUGUUCCGGAGCUGGGUAGACCGGAUGGUCCGGGCCACCCCCUCGUUCAAAGACAAUACAUCUCCUCUGCCGCUCAACAAGAUGGGGCCUCAAGAUGAUCCGGAGGCCUUCCUGGACCUGUUUGAGAAGUCGGCAGAGGCUCGAGGGUGGCCCCCCGCGGACUGGCCCCUGCGGCUCAUUCCCCUGCUGUCCGGAGAAGCGCAGGUAGUAACUCACCAACUGCCAGUCCAAACCUCCUGGCCUACCAGGACCUCAAGCGUGCCAUCCUCCAGCAGGUCGGUCGGACCCCGGAGCAACAUUGCCAGAGGUUCAGGACUCUGACCCUGGAAGAGUCAGGCCGGCCCUUCGUGAUGGCACAGCAGCUCCGGGACUCCUGCAGCAAGUGGUUGAUGGCCAACAGUAGCGACGUCGAGGACGUGAUCAAUCGUGUGGUACUGGAGCAGUUCGUGGCCAAGCUGCCGAGGAAGACUGCACAGUGGGUCCAGUGCCACCGCCCGACGUCACUGAACCAGGCCAUCCAGCUGGCGGAAGACCAAAUGGUGGCGUGUCCAGGGGUCGGCGACCUCUUACCAUCUGCCUCUCUCUCUCCCUCUCUUUCCUCCCCUCCCCUCUCUCUCUCCAAAUCUGUCCCUCUCCCCAGGUCCCGUGGAGGGCUUCCGCCGAAGCUAGCCCCGAGGUGGAGGACAGGUUACGGGGCCGAACCAGCAGCAAGGCCCAGGGCUCCUCCCAGGGGUGGGAGUCCGCCCACGGGAUCCUUUCCCCAAGCCAAGCCCUCUCCGCUCUCUCCUCGCCAAUCGCUUGACCUACUUCCUGCCGCCAGGGUGGCAGUAAAGUCUGGGCCUGCCUGUUGGCGCUGCGGGGAACCAGGGCAUUUUAUUGAAAGGUGUCCGUUGAUGGAAGUGGGGACGUUGAUCCGGGUCCCCGACGUGCCAAAGGCUGCCCUCGAUCAAGCUGGCCUAUACCAAAUACCAGUUGAUGACGUGGUCUCUUCCAGCAAAAAUGCUAUCAGCAAUCGGGAAAAGCCGGAUGCUGUUCUAAUUCGUUCAAAGAGAAGAUGGGUUCUGUCCACCAUCGAUCUGGAAGAGAACAUGUCUGGAACGUAUCCCGCUAUAGUAACAACGCAUUGAUGAAAACACAGGGACUGUAUACGUACACCGGCCCAUCGACAGAGAAGAGUACCCCUUGUUCCACGUGGACUUUGAUGUGCUGGACAGGAAAACUGAUGCCACUGUGGAUAAAACACUGUCAUUUAAUGUAGAAAUAAA